GAGACUUACUCCUCCGUAUCCCUAUACGCCAACUCAUCUGGAUCUGUACCCGAACAGCCGGUGGUCGAUUUCAUGGAUCCUGACGCUUGCGAUAGGGUUAUAGUCCAUCACCAGCUUAAGGCGAUGUCGGAGGGAUCGGAAGAGGAGGAGGAAUCGGAGGAGGAGGAAUCGUCGGAGGGAUCGGAGGAGGAGGGCGAAUCGGAGGGGGAGUCGUCGGAGGGAUUGGAAGAGGAGGCCGAAUCGGAGCAGGAGACCAUUAAGCCAAAGAUAUAUUUAGGACCGCCGGAGGGUUUUGAUAGUUAUCCAGAGAACAAAUACGGGAAGAGAUCCUGUCAACGCUGCCAAAAGCUUCGAGAGCGGGAGUUCAAACCCAAGGACGACGAUUGCAAUUAUUUAUAUGAUAAGGACGAUUUUGAGGGCGACGAAGAGCUUAAGCUGCGGGUAAUCCAUCACAGGAAAAAGAAGUGGAUCACCGGUGGAUUUUAUGCGGAUUGCCAGCCAGCAUACACUAGAUACGGAGGCAUUUACCACCAAGAACAUCACUGGGAAGUUCUGAAUUUAGACGAGAUGAUCCGCUCUUCUGUUAGAUUCGUCAUCAAGCAAUAUAAAAAGCUGAAGGGCCACGGCUUGAUUUUAAAAGACAUUCUGAACACGACCAUGGAGCGAUAUGCCUGUUGGUGGUUCUAUGUGACUUUUACCGGCUGCGAACAGUCCUCCUCUGAUGAAGUCCGGAUUUACCAGACCCUGGUGGCCUAUUUCUUCAGGGGGGGAGAACAUGAAGUUGCAAUCCUCAGGAGGAAAAUUAUCGGUCAAGAUGAGUAUGUGGAUUUGUUACCGCCUUCCGACGAGCUUACUGAGGAGCGCACAAGGCUAAAGAAAGAGCUUAUGUCCACCUUGGACGAGGAAGAUAGACAAGUAUUUGAGCUCGAGGAAAAAAUCAAAGGUGGUGAAGUAAAUGCCCUGAUGAAGAGGAAGAAAGAGCCCAAAGCUACAGGUGUGGCCCCACUCUCUUUGGACUAGACAGAGACAACUAUGAUCAGUAUAAUUGAUUGAUGUUGUGCCUGAAAAUCAGAGAGGAGUGAUUGCGACUUGCGAGCUCUGAUCGGAAGAUAACAUGUGUUGAUGUUUCAAAGUGCUAGAACAACACUUGUCCAGCCGACGAUGGUUUACGUGGGUGGCUUUGUUCCUGCAAGACAUCGUAGUACAUCCAUUUAUAGGGAUGGCAAAGUGGACCCAAUAUUUGGGUAUUGUCCAAACUAAACUUUUUAUGAGUCAAAUCAAGUUUGAUUAAUUAUAUUUUUGGAACAUAUUCAUAUACAAUUAUUUAGUUUCGGCCUAAAUUGGACUCGUAGUAUUGGAAGUCCAAAAGAAAAU
Molecule: messenger RNA, 1374 nt
Organism: Linum tenue
Lineage: Eukaryota; Viridiplantae; Streptophyta; Magnoliopsida; Malpighiales; Linaceae
Source: the annotation of a GenBank genome assembly